AUGGCAACCAAACCCUACUACUUGCUUACUGCCAUCUUCGUCCUCCUCCUAAGCUUUGCACCCCUCAAUGUCCUAGCAGUGUCGCCACAUUGCGCGGAAGAGAUCACAGAAUGCCACAACAGAGCGGAGGCCUUGAAGAUGAAGAUCAUUGCCAUAGUUUCCAUCCUAGUUAUGAGCAUGAUCGGGGUUUGCUUGCCUCUCUUUUCGCACAAGGUGCCGGCUCUUCAGCCUGAUAAGAACCUCUUUGUGGUCAUCAAGGCAUUUGCAUCUGGGGUCAUACUCGCCACCGGGUACAUGCAUGUAUUACCCGAUUCGUUUAAUGACUUGAAUUCCGAAUGCUUGCCGGAAAAGCCGUGGAGAAAUUUCCCCUUCACGACGUUUGUGGCAAUGCUAUCGGCUAUUGUGUGUAUGAUGUUGGAUUCAUUUUCGAUGAGUCGUUAUAGAAAAUCUUUUGACCGAGGUGCCACUAAUGGCGACGUCGUGGUGCAUCCCGGCCAUGGUCAUGAAAUGAAAAUUGAGGAGGGGGCCUAUACCAAGGAGGAGCAACUGGUGAGGCAUCGUGUUGUUGCGAAGGUACUGGAAACAGGUAUUGUAGUGCACUCAGUAGUGAUUGGAUUAUCCAUGGGAACAUCUGAAAAUCCUUGCACAAUCAAACCGCUCAUUGCUGCAAUUUGUUUCCAUCAAUUAUUUGAAGGAAUGGGUCUAGGAGGCUGCAUACUGCAGGCUGAAUUCAAGAGCAAGAUGAAAGUCAUAAUGGUGUUCUUCUUUUCAUGCACAACACCAUUUGGUAUAUUAUUAGGGAUUGCGUUAGAUCAUGUAUACAGUGCCAACAGACCGACGUCUCUGAUUGUGGAAGGGCUGCUAAAUGCUUGCUCCGCAGGGCUGCUAAAUUAUAUGGCAUUGGUGGAUCUGCUAGCAGCUGAUUUUAUGAGUCCUAGACUCCAAGCAAAUAUGAAGCUCCAAGUAUGGUCGUACAUUGCAGUUCUUUUAGGGGCAGGUGGCAUGUCCGUAAUGGCCAUUUGGGCAUAA
Molecule: messenger RNA, 1029 nt
Organism: Argentina anserina (silverweed cinquefoil)
Lineage: Eukaryota; Viridiplantae; Streptophyta; Magnoliopsida; Rosales; Rosaceae
Product: fe(2+) transport protein 1-like
Exons: 3
Coding region: 1-1029 (342 amino acids)
Biological process (GO): zinc ion transmembrane transport
Cellular component (GO): plasma membrane
Molecular function (GO): zinc ion transmembrane transporter activity
Source: RefSeq, a predicted model, not a curated record